UAUACAUUAGAAUCAGUGUUGAGGACAUAAUUUGGCAUUUGACGACAUUUGUUAAGUUCCCAUUUAAUUUGAUAGUUUGAUUCAAAUUUGAGAUAUUGAACUAAAAGAAAAAAAAACUUAACCAAAGUAAGAAAAAAUAUAUAAAAAAAAGGAAUCUCAGAUCGACUCGGUGUAUAUAUAUUCGGUAUAUGACUGUCACAAACUUCUUACUUUCUCUUUCUCUCUCAGCCGAAGAACAUGAAGCAAACCUUGUGCCUUGUUUUGUGUGUUCUCUUCCUCAUUUUAUCAACAAGUUCCUCUGCAAUUCGAAGAGGAAAAGAGAAUCCAGAGCUGAAUCCAGUAGUCUCAGCUACAUCGGUUGAAGAAGACUCAUUUAAUAAACUGAUGGUGAUGGAUUAUUGUGGAGAAGGAGAUGAAGAAUGUUUGAAGAGAAGGAUGAUGACGGAAGCUCACUUAGACUACAUUUACACACAGCACCAUAAGCACUGACAUUAUAAUUAAUUUGCCUACGUAUAUGUAAUGUUAUGUGUUGAUGUUACUUAGAUAUAUAAUAAGUAUUGUAUAUGAGUCCUAUGUGACAGAACAGCUCCAAGAAACCAAUUUUUUGUUUUUAAUUUCCUAGCUGAGUUUGUUUUAUCAGCUCUCAUGAAGAUUUCAAAAAUUCUAGGUAAAAACACAUCUAUCAUGGGUUUAUUUA
Molecule: messenger RNA, 697 nt
Organism: Camelina sativa (false flax)
Lineage: Eukaryota; Viridiplantae; Streptophyta; Magnoliopsida; Brassicales; Brassicaceae
Product: putative phytosulfokines 6
Biological process (GO): cell population proliferation
Cellular component (GO): extracellular region
Molecular function (GO): growth factor activity
Source: RefSeq, a predicted model, not a curated record